This is a messenger RNA of Cyprinodon variegatus (sheepshead minnow), 5092 nucleotides long. RefSeq lists its product as uncharacterized. Gene Ontology annotation, molecular function: protein binding. NCBI's taxonomy places the organism in Eukaryota, Metazoa, Chordata, Actinopteri, Cyprinodontiformes, Cyprinodontidae. The record is from RefSeq and is a predicted model, not a curated record. The transcript has 18 exons. Bases 282 to 4448 code for a protein of 1388 amino acids.
ACCUCUGUAAUGUCGUUUUAUGCAUUUAUUCAAAUGCUACCAAAACGUACAAAAGCCGGAAGAUUAUUUAUUCUGUUCCGGUUUCAUCACGAACUCCUCGGAGCUCACGGUCAGCCUUUUAAAGGGGGAAAGGAUGCUAGUCUCAGCUAGCUCCCUUAGCUAGCCUCCCAGCAUUGGAAGGAGGAUGAUGUUCAGUGUUUUGCAUGAAGCAGAGACGGAAGCUAACAGAGACAGAACAGAAACCCUCUGACAGCUCAGAUAUGUUCCGAAUUUAGAAAGCCAUGAUCAACACUGAAUCUGCAAGAGAAUUUCAAGCCAAAGAGCGCAAAUACAAGGAGCAGCUGAGGAGAUGUUUAUCAUCUGCUUUGUCUGCAGACCUCAACAGGCUGCUGCAGGAGGAACUGGAGGCAGAUGUUUCCCUCUAUGCGGGUUCAGGAUCGGUCCGAGCUCACAGGGCCGUGCUGCUGGCCAGAGCUCCACAUAUCCUCCAAGGACAGACCAAUAAAGAUCCAAUUAUCAUCCAUCUACCAGGUUACGAUCUGCCUGCUCUGAAGGAUUUCCUCAGGCAGGUGUACACAGCAGAGCAGAGCAUGCGGAUGGCUGAACCUGAAGCGGAUUCACCUCCUUACUGUCCCACUGACUCAGCGGCUGUGCUUCUGGAACCGGCCUCGGGUGUCGGUGCCGACCUGCUGCAUCUCUACAGAAGCAGAGAACAGUGUGACAUCACCAUCCAGGUGGCUGAGCAGGUCUUCUCCUGCCACAGGGCGAUCCUGUGCGCUCGAUCCCAGUACUUCCGCGCUAUGCUCAGUGGGAGCUGGAUGGAGAGCUCCAGACAAUGCAUCACUCUGCACGGCUUGGGACCAGAUGAGAUGGAGAUCUUGCUUCAGUUUAUGUACGGAGCUAUUAUGGAUUUGCCCAAAGGAGCCAACGCCAGUCAGGUGGUUUUGGCUGCAGACAUGCUGGGUUUGGAGGGGCUCAAAGACUUGGUGGAGAUGAUUCUGACCAGAGACUACUGCCGCUUCUUCCCCAAGCAGCCAGUUGACGGAGUUCAAAGAACAAUUCUUGAGUGCCUGUCCCUCACACACGCCUUAGGUCUCCAAAACCUUCACGUGCUCUGUAAAAGGUGGGUAGCGGAGCAUUUUGUGAAAGCCUGGUGUGAGAGGAACUUCUCCCUCCUGUCCCCCGAGCUCCAGCGCACCUGCAUAGCCGCCGUAACAGAAACCAUGACUGUGCGGAAUGCUGUGACGUUGCUGUGCGGCAUCGAGCAGCUGAUCGGCAGCCUCCCGGAGGUGAAGUGGGCUCAGCAUGUGAGGUGCAUGGCCAUAGAACUUCAGGAAGAGAGCCUGCGCUUCAUCGUCCAGCACCUCCCCAGGGUCAUCCACACUCAGGCCUUCCAGGACCUCCGCAGGGUAGCGCACCCCUUCCAUUCUUCUGCCUGUCUCCCCCUGAAUCCCCGGCAGCCGUUCAGGCAGGAGAUCUGCACGCUACGCGGGCGCCUCUGGACCUUCCUGCUUCAGACCUCUUAUGCGGUUCGCCACACGCAGGGAUGGGAGGCACUGUCACCCAAACACAAAGAGAGGAUACUAGCAGAAGCUAUUGAUAAAGGAGACAAUCGGAGGCUUGGUAAAAAGCCAGUAUUCACCAGCUCACAGUCAAAGGCUGUAAAAUGCCCCACAUCUCAGCCUGAGGGUUCUCCGGUUCACAGGACAAACAGCGCAGCAUCAGCCAUGAAAUCCGAUGGUCUGAGUGCAGCUAACAAACCAGGAGAAAGCCAGAACUCCAAAGCCAAGAACGGAAAGAAACCCGGAGACAGGAGCGUGGCAACUAAAGCAAAGGCGCCAUCAGCCGGCACACCGGUCGUCAACGGCAACGCAGCUGCUGGGGCAAAGCGAGAGGUGGCCUCUGCAAAUGGCCCCAGAAGCUCCUACGGCCCAAAAGAGCAGGAAAAGAAGCCAAACCCAGGUGCUAGGCCUAAAACUGCUCCACUUAGCUGCACAGGAGUAACAAAGGCACAGAGGAGCUCUGCAGGGAAGGCUGACCGGUCUGCCCAGGCACAUCCCACAUCUGCCACUACCUCGCCAGAAAACUGUGCCAGCAAUGUGCAGGACGACGGCCACUCCAUCCCAGGUGCAAAGCCCAAACAGGCCAAAGCAGUCAGCAGGUCCCCACUGACCAAACCUCCUCAGAGAUCUGAGACAGCCAAGACCAGCAGCCCAAUCAAUAAAUUAAGCUCAAAAGAUGCACCUAAAACAAAGAGUGGUCCAGCAGAAAAGUCUGCUGCAGCAGCAAAACCAGACACCAAGGGACGAGGCGCAUCGGAUGUGUCUAAGCCUGGAAGCCUCACAAAAAAACAAGCCUCCCCCAGGAAAGAAGAGGCGCUCAGACCUACAGGCGCCAAUAAAACCACCGGUGAUGCUAAAAAGAAGAAACCGAUUUCGGCGAACGGCGUCUCGGCUAAAUCUCAGGCCAGAACAGCCAAAGUCUCCUCAGCUGCCAAGUCUGGAUCGAAGCUGAGAAGCUCCACUGAACCAUCAGCUGAAAAAGCUUCACCAAAAGCCUCCAGAACGUCAGAGCGUAAACAAACGGAAGCAGUGAACGGUAAAAAAUCAGAGCUGAGUCAACCUGCUGGCCGUAGAGGCGAUGGCUCGCAGAACGAGCUGCAGAAGACUGAAGCCGGUCUCCAGGACGAUGCCAGCGUCACACCGACGCCCAACAACGUCCACCACGUCCACUUUGCUGAAGCAGACGAUUGCGAGCAGAUGGAGAAAAGCAAAAUGAAGCCUUUUCAAGGCGGGGAAAUCGCUGCUAACAUAAACGGAGGAGAAGAACACGAUUUCAGGCCGCAGAGUUCCACUAAAGAUGGCGAGCGCCUUGCCGGUACCCCGAGCAGCAUGGGGGGUACGGACACCCCCGUAGAGGACUCCUGGAGCGGAAUCCAUCAUCAGAUCAGCCCAGAGUCUGAGAGCACGCACACCACUUCCUCCGAUGACAUCAAGCCCCGCUCUGAGGACUACGACGCCGGAGGAUCGCAAGACGACGACUGCUCCAACGACAGAGGGGUGUCCAAGUGCCGCACCAUGCGCUGCCCCGACUUCCUGGGUCGCAGCAGUAGCGACACCAGCACCCCGGAGGAGCUGAAGAUGUAUGAAGGCGGGGCCGGGCUGAGGGUGGAGGUGCGUUUGCGCGGAAGAGAGACGGAGACCACCAGCGAGGAGGAGGGGCUUAGACAGCGUCCGCGCUCCUGGCUGCAAAGAGACGAGGUUCCAGAGGAGGAGAAGCGCGUUGAUGUCGGGCCCGAGAACGUUAGAAGCAUGCCGUGCUCCUCUGAUGAAGAGGAGGAUGAAGAGGAAACGGAAGAUGAGCAGUCAGAAGUUGAAGUGAUUCCAAGUGGCGGUCUGCCGCCAGCGACGGAUCCGUCUCCGCACUUCCAGGGCAUCGUUAACCUGGCUUUCGAUGACGACUGUCCGGACCAGGACAAUGAGCCGCCCGACUUCCAGGCGGGCGCCAACUUCCGCCGCUCAGUGCUGCUCUCCGUGGACGAGUGUGAGGAGCUGGGCUCGGAGGAAGGAGGUGUCCAGACGCCGCCUCAGCAAAAGGACGAAGCUCUGACCCCCUGCGACGUUUUCGAGUGCGACUCUUCCACACGCCCUGCGAGCGAGGCGCAGACCGCCCCGAAGCUCAACAGAGACGACGAAGACCAGCCUGUAUUCAUCACCGAGAUCCAGGAGCCGACCCAUGAAGAGAGCAAUCACAUCCUACCGGAUAAACCUCUGGACUCUGACAGCAGAGAGCCGGCUCCUCAGGAGCGGCCAUGCCACCUGGACCUGCGCCACACCGAACACUACAACGGAGGGAUCAACAAGGGCGCGGCCAAUCCCUCAGAGAGCAAGAAAGCUGAUUUACAUCUAGACUUAAAUGAACCUCAGCUGACAGGGGGCGCUGCUGUGCAAGCUGCACAAUCUCCAGCAGGGGACAAUGGUCUUGACAGACUGGAUCAAAGCUGCAAACAUGACCAGCGACCAUCCAAAGUCCUCUCUCCCAUUUAUGAGAUGGAUGUGGGAGAAGCGUUUGAGCGCUGCUCGGAUAAAGACAGGGAUGUUAAACGUCAAACGGACGAGGAGAAAGGCGGCGACUUUGCCGAGCGGGACUGGGGGUUACUCAGGCAGCUCCUGUCGGAGCACGAGUCCAACCUGGGCGUUAUAAACCCGGUGCCCGAGGAGCUCAACCUGGCUCAGUACCUCAUCAAGCAGACGCUGUCCUUGUCACGGGACUCCCUGGAUACGCAGGCUUUUCUGUCGCCAGAGAAGGAGAGUUUCAAACGGUGGGCGGAGCUUAUCUCCCCUUUGGAGGACUCCUCCACCAGCAUCACGGUGACCAGCUUCUCUCCAGAAGACGCUGCUUCCCCACAGGGAGAGUGGACCAUCGUGGAGCUGGAGACGCAUCACUGACACACUGGACAGCCAGCUGACCCCCCUCCCCUCCACCUGCUGGUUUAAGCUCAUAUGUUUACUGUGUCUUUAUUUAUUUGAUUUGUGACGCCAUGUCCUGACAUCAUUUCCUGGACUCUCUGGACUUUACUGCACUUUCAUUCACAUUCCUUUAAAAGACUUUUUGCUGACACAAGCGGGCCGGUAUGCAUGCAGAUAUUUUUGUAUAUUGGACUAUUUAUUUGUCGCAUCUUUGGAAAAACUAAAAGACAAAGACUGAAGACAGAAAUAGUGUCUUUUAUUUAAGGCAUUUUCUUUCUUUAUAGUCUUAUAUGGUUUAUUGAUGUUUCUUAAAGAAAAAUACUAUUAGCCUUUUGGCUUCUGUUAAGUGUAAAAUAAAGGUUUGUGUUUCUGGAACAAAAUGAAAGAUCCCAUCAUACCUUUAUUUUAUUUCUUUGAUAAAACAGACAUUUAGAUAAUGUGGGAAUCAUUGCUAUAAUGUGACUUGAUAGUUCGUACAACAUUCAUUUUAUUUAUAUAACCUUUAAAUGUUAAAAAUCAAUUUUAUAACAUCUUUAAGCUAUUUUUUUUUUGUAAAACAUUCUUUUAUAGUCACUUUGUCAUACCUAAGAACGUCAACAAACGGGUAAGGUUAUACACGGCGC